Molecule: messenger RNA, 1760 nt
Organism: Bubalus bubalis (water buffalo)
Lineage: Eukaryota; Metazoa; Chordata; Mammalia; Artiodactyla; Bovidae
Gene: IQCC
Product: IQ motif containing C
Exons: 5
Coding region: 34-1440 (468 amino acids)
Molecular function (GO): protein binding
Source: RefSeq, a predicted model, not a curated record
GCGCAGGCGCCGGGCGGGUCAGUUUGCGCCCGGAUGGAGCGGGAGCGGUUGGUUCGGAAGGUGACGGCGCUGCAGGCCUGCAUCCGGGGCUUCUUGGUCCGACGCCAGUUCCAGAGUCUUCGAGGUGAAUAUGAAGCUAUUGUACGAGAGAUCGAGGGUGAUCUGGGCACGCUUCAGUGGACUGAGGGCUGGAUUCCCAGGCCCCGAUUUCUCCCAAAGAAGGCAAAAUCCUGUCAGACCUGGAAAGCCACUGGAGAGAGGGCACCAAAUCCAGAGCAGGAACUAUGGAGCCGCUUCGCAUGUAAAGAGACUGAGAAAGAGACCAUCCGGGAGGAUAUGAUACUGAAGAAGUCAGGAGACAGCUUCACAAACGCCAGCAGUCUUCCCUGCAGAGAUGCCAGUGCCUGGCUUCAGGAUGAGCAGAGCAGGAGGACCGGGAAACCGAGCCAAGAGACCAGAGACGUGUCAAGGAUGAACAACCCAGAAGCUGCAGGUCCAGGACUGUCCCACAGCCAGACUGAGCUCCAGGAGCUCCAGAACCACCGCAGCCACUUGGCCAUGGAGCUGCUGUGGCUACAACAGGCCAUCGGUAGCCGUAAGGAGUACCUAGUUCUCAAACAAACACUGAGAUCCCCAGAAGUGAACCAGAACAGACAUGAGCGCAGCUUAUGCCAAGAUCAUGGGGGACAGAGCUGUGAAAAAGCUGGAUCACAACCAGGCCCACCACUGGAAGACCAGCCCUACAGAGGCAGGACCCCUGGAGAGCCAGGCCAUGUGGAUGCCUCCUGCUGGAGGCUCGGAUCACAACCCCACAAAUUCCCAGAAGGACUGGCCACUCCAGAUAAAACAACUGCUGGGGCCAAGUACAGGCACCCAUCCUACAGAUGGCCUGGUCCACAGCUGCCCACACCAUCGGAAUACCAGGCCACAGGGAAGAGGCUCACCAAAGAGCUGGACUGUGGAGAAGAGAUCUCUGGAGAGACCUGCCUGCAGCUGACAACACUUCUAGAGGAUGAAAGCCACAAAGAGCUCAAAUCUAAGGGCUCCUGUCCUGGAAAGGCCAGGACACAGCUGCCCACACUCCACAAGGACCCAAACAAUGAAGACAACUCUCCCAGGGGGCCAUGCCAAAAAGAGCUUGAUUGGCAAAGAGCUGUGCCACAAGAGUUGGGCGUCUCAGAGGACUAUGUCACCUGGGAUGGGUCUUUGGCAGAGCAUGGUGGCCUGGAUCUCUGGAAGAAUAAACCACCCAAGGGCCAGACCCCCAGUGAUAAAAGCUCCAUAGAGAGAACCUCCAGUGAAUCUAGCCAUGAAGGAUGGCAAAACCAGAGGACUGUACCAUGUAGGUCAAGGCCACCUGAGAAACUGUCCACAGGGUCAGACCACACAGGAGAGGAUCACUGGAGGGGCAGACAGUGGCAAACAGGACCAGCAGGCUAGACCCUGGGGAACCAGGGAGGACCAGGUUCCAAAGGGCGAUGCUGUGAAAGGGCAGUGAGGGAGACAGGACCUCAUCCUAGCUCCCUGGUUCCAGUAGUGCCUCCUGCCCCUGCCCCUGGGUAUUGGUGGCUAGUGAGGCCAAAAGAAGCUGGAGCACAGAGCUGGAACCAGUAGAGGGAGAAGGCAGGAGGCUACUUUCAUCCUCUGCCUGUGGCUCAGCCCACAUUUGGGGAUAGGGAGCAAUCUGGGGCAAGUCAAGCUGGAGAAUAAAGGUUGAGAAUAAAUAAAGAUGGAGAAUAAAGGUUUUCGUUAGAUUCUGA